Molecule: messenger RNA, 979 nt
Organism: Lingula anatina
Lineage: Eukaryota; Metazoa; Brachiopoda; Lingulata; Lingulida; Lingulidae
Biological process (GO): microtubule bundle formation; microtubule polymerization; positive regulation of protein polymerization
Cellular component (GO): microtubule
Molecular function (GO): tubulin binding
Source: RefSeq, a predicted model, not a curated record
AUAAAAUAACAGGUCUUUUUGUCGCGGGCUGCGACCGCAUGUUACCUCCAACCUUAAAUUUAUAAAUACAAUAGGCAAGAGCCUGCUCUCCUACGUGAGAUAACAAUGACGAUCAGCCACAGCCACACUCAUUUAUGAGAUAACAAUUGGUUUAAAUGCCGAUGACCAGUGUCUGAUCCACUGAAUGAACCACACAGAGUAGUAGCGAACCGGGAGGAAUCACUGCAUCGUGAGACACCAGCAACGAGAGACCUGUACUUUCUAGCCUCCAUAUGUGAUUAUCCCUCUCUAAAAGUCAAAGCUGACCAUAAAAUAUUAUAUCCAAUUUGUCAAGAUGAGUGAAAGUGGUCUGAAAGCCAAGUUUUUAGAGUUCUGUGCAGAAGGGCGCGACAAAGUGGAUUCGGCAAAACUGUCGAAAAUAUUUAGAGAUUGUAAACUAUUAAACAAGAAGCUAACCGCAACUGACGUGGAUAUUUUAUUCAAUAGAACGGCUAAUGGGGCAAGAUAUAUUGACUAUCAGCAGUUUGAAGAUUUGCUGGACAAUGAAAGAGUAAAAGAGGCACAUCCUAAUGUUGAUAUUAAAGCCAAGAUUGCCGAAAGUGAUGGGCCCAGGACAUUUGAAAAAUCUGGCAGGGGUGGAAACUGACUAGGUUGCACGUUUGACGGAUACUUCCAAGUACAGUGCACGUGGCUCUGACAAGGAAAGUUUGAUGCCAAUAAAGACAAUGGAAUGGAAGGCCGUGCAGAUGCUGACAACAGUGGAUAUGUUGGAAAUUACACAAGGGUGCUGGAACAUAUGACGCUAAGCUUUGAGAUCAAAAACUCAACUUUUUUUUUUUUUUUGCAUCUGAUGCUUUGUGAUCAUUAGUUGGCAGGCAUAAUAUGUCGUUUUAGAAAAGAGCAGAGAAAGAGUCCACAAACUAAAUAAAAGUUGGCUAACUUUGAUUUUAUUUCAUAAAAUAAACAAUUCUGGCAAUUA